UGACAAUGGCAAAUCACCUCAAACACGAUAAACUGCUUGGUAUCCAUACGCUUCCUACCUCAAAACACUAAACACAACUGGUCAUUUAAACACAACAUGUCAUUUAAAUCUAUCCUAAGUAUCGCAACACUGGCCUUUGCUUUGCUAAACACUGCAUCUGCACAAAGCAGUACCGCAGGGCCAUUCCCCUCCAUAACCCAAACUACAAACUCCACAAGCACACUCCCCACAUCCCUCUCAUCAUCACCACCCACAAACACAACCUUCACACACUGCCUAUCCUGCACCUUCCCACCUUGCUCCCUCCCAACACCGUCCUACCCAACCUCAGCCACAUACCCACUCCUCAACACCACCCUCUCAUCCACCCCACCAGCACCCAAAACCAACAUUCCAGACGUCACGACCAAGAUCAUCGUAACAAAAACUGCAGAUGGCGUUCCGGCGGAGACUGUAGCACCAACUGCUGGUACUGAGUGUGCUGGAGCUACGUGUCCGGGGCUGGUGUCGAUGGCUUCGAGGACGGAGAGGCUGACGGGUGUGUUGGGACCGUUGGCUAUUGUUGCCGGGGCGUUUGCGGUCUUAAUUUAAGCGUUGGCGAUCUGACUGGGAAUCCUACAAUGGGAAGUUCAAGUCGAUGACUGCAGAACGUUACGUGCAUCUCCUUUGCCCCUUCGGGACUAUGAAUUAUUGUUGCUGGCGAUUUGAAGUCAUAGCAUAGGAUAAGAUGAGAAAUAGAAUACUUCGUGAUAAUUUGAAGAUUCCAAUUCCAAUACUCGUUUGAGAAGACCAAUUUAUCAGUGGUUACCAAAGUAAUAUUGCUACAGCUUUAGCGGUUUUCAUGGCCACUCGCUUAGCCAGAUGUUGAAACGAUAGCGUGAAUGAGGCACAGCACGUGUGCCAGUGGUCUAGUGAAGGUACCUAAGAUAUCUGGUCUGUGACGAGAAAGGCACUGGUGGUGUGGCUGUCGAACCGAUUUCAUUCAGCUAGGUAGCUCUAUGAGUAAGAGGUAUUUGUGCGAGGCUACUUGUAAGGACUUUGAGUAAGGGUCAGUGAUGUGCUGAGAAGGAGUGGGCGGGUUUCUUAAUUACUUGUGUACCUGUCUGGAAUGAAACUCGGGAGUAUUCUGGGAGAAUUUGGAAUGGAUCUCUGUCAUCAUUAGGUCUGCU
Messenger RNA from Cadophora gregata, 1169 nucleotides. RefSeq lists its product as uncharacterized. Bases 97 to 591 code for a protein of 164 amino acids. The record is from RefSeq and is a predicted model, not a curated record. Lineage: Eukaryota; Fungi; Ascomycota; Leotiomycetes; Helotiales; Ploettnerulaceae. The transcript is spliced from 2 exons.